AUGGACCCUUUUAUUGGACCCGCCAAUCAUGACCCGCCGGACAACGAUCUGACAGCGGCGAGCGAGGAGGAGUCGUCAUCAUGUACAACAGUGCUCGACCUCACGAGUUUCCAACUCCACGAUCUCGAAUCGGUGGAGAUUCCGCCGAGUCUCACCGAGUUAGACUUGACGGCAAACCGUCUGUCGACGUUAGACCCCAGAAUCUCCCAACUCUCCAAUCUCAAAAAGCUUUCUCUUCGUCAGAACCUUUUUAACGAUGACGGAGUCCAGCCUCUCUCCACUUGUCACACCAUUUCCGCCCUCGAAUUGAAGAAAAUUCCUGAUGUUAGCAUAUUCAAACAGCUUCUUGUGUUUGAUGUUUCUUUCAACGAGAUCUCAUCUCUUAACGGACUGUCCAAGGUUUCCGUCACCCUUAAAGAGCUCUAUGUUUCUAAAAAUGAAGUUACGAAGAUGGAGGAGAUUGAGCACUUUCCUUUACUGCAAAUUCUUGAGCUUGGAUCAAACAGAUUACGGGUAAUGGAGAAUCUUCAAAACUUAACAAGCUUGCAAGAGCUAUGGCUUGGACGGAAUCGUAUUCGAGCUAUUAAUCUUUGUGGGUUGAAAUGCAUUAAGAAGCUUAGCCUGCAGAGUAAUCGUUUAACUUCCAUGACAGGAUUGGAGGAGUGUGCUGCAUUAGAAGAACUAUACUUGAGCCAUAAUGGUAUUGCAAAAAUGGAAGGCCUAUCAACACUAGUAAAUCUCCGGCUCUUGGAUGUGUCAGCUAACAAGCUUACAGAAAUUAAUGACAUCCAAAAAUUGGAACGGUUAGAAGAUCUGUGGCUUAAUGACAACCAAAUAACAUCACUAGAAGGAAUAGAAGAGGCAGUUGCCGGUUCCAGAGAGAAGCUCACUACCAUCUACCUUGAACGCAAUCCAUGUGCUGAAUCUCCGAAUUAUACUGCCACUUUGAAACAAAUCUUCCCCAACGUUGAGCAGAUCGAUUCAGAAGUGUUUGCUUAA
This is a messenger RNA of Fraxinus pennsylvanica, 999 nucleotides long. The record is from the annotation of a GenBank genome assembly. NCBI's taxonomy places the organism in Eukaryota, Viridiplantae, Streptophyta, Magnoliopsida, Lamiales, Oleaceae.